AUGGCGAUGGCAGCGUGGUACCACCGUGACAUCAGCCGCGUGCAUGCGGAGGACUUGCUGGCCCGGGCUGGAAGGGACGGCAGCUUCCUGGUCAGGGACAGUGAGUCUGUGCCUGGAGCCUACGCCCUCUGUCUGCUGUUCCAACGGCACGUUCACACUUAUCGUAUUCUUCCUGAUGCAGACGGCCUGUUGGCUGUACAGACAUCUCAAGGGGUGCAGGUGAACUGUUUCCGUACGCUGGGGGACCUGGUGUUGGGGUACCAGCACCCUCAUAAGGGUCUGGUCACCCCCUUGCUGUACCCUGUGGGGAGGGACACAGAGCCUGGUGAGGAGAGCUCAGGUGAUGAUGAGAAGCCAGGGCUGGUGUGGAGUCCCAGCCCAGCCCCAGUCUCGGUCAGUACAGCUCCCCCAGCAGGACCCCCAGUCACCUCAUCCCCCCACCUCCUCUUCCUCCACAGGCUGCAGGAGCUCAACACACCCAGCAUGGCAGGUGAGGUGGUUGGGCUGCUCAGUGAGUAUCUGUGCAGUGAGCUGCCUCUGGAUGUGGAGGGUCUACGUAGAGGAGCAAAAGGCCUACGCCAUCUACACCAAACCCUGGGCACCGCAUGCCAGGGACUCAACAGUGAGAUUGAUCUGACCAUGUCCAGUUUGGAGACGCUGGCCAAAGUGUUUGACCAUCCCACCUGCCCUUUAACCUCCACCAAGUCACAGAAUAUGGGUAGAGGUCCAGACAUGGAGUUGGACAGCCUGCUGUGUAAGAUCUCUGCCCUGGUCAGCCUGCUGUCCUCCCUGGAGAAGAGGGUGCUGAAAGCUCUUCAAGAUGCUGUGACCAAUCACAACCUGGCUGUGCAGCCUGCCCCUUCCCGUGAGCCCGCCCCUGUCUCAGCUCCAAACAAUGUCAGGCCCAUACCUGUCCACUCUUUUCAGAUUAAGAUGGUGCGUUACGGCAGACAGACAGUGUCAGUGGACUUGGACACAGGAGUGCUGCUGUUUGACAGGAAGGCCGGGUCAUUCGGAGCGGAGACAGUCUCACACGACCGGAUUCUGCAGCUAGUCAAGUUCCAGAGCAGUCCAGCCAAGCUGCGCAUGGUAGUGGACAGUCAUCACAGCACCCCACGAGAGCUCAUGUUUGAGAGUGCAAGGAAACGGGAGGCGUUCUGCCAGCUGCUACAGCUGAUGAAGACCAGACACUCCCAUCUGAGCGAACCUGACGUCAUCUCUGUGUUUGUGGGCAGCUGGAAUAUGGGUGGCUCCCCUCCCCCUCGCAGUCUGCAGUCCUGGGUGACGUGCUGUGGUCUGGGGCGAACCCCAGAUGAGUCCACAGCUCUGCUGCCUCAUGACAUCUACGCCCUGGGUACCCAGGAGAACUCUCAGGGGGAGAAGGAGUGGACCGAGCACGUCAAAGCUACCCUACACAGCUACACUCAUAUAGAGUACAAACAGGUGGCAGUACAGUCGCUGUGGAACAUGAGGCUAGCAGUGUUCGUGAAGCCGGAGCACGAGAGUCGCAUCAGCCAUGUAAACACAGCCAGUGUGAAGACUGGCCUGGGGAACACACUGGGAAAUAAAGGUGCUGUUGGGGUUUCCUUACUCUUCAACAGUACUUCUUUUGGAUUUGUCAACUGCCAUCUGACCUCUGGCAGUGAGAAAGUAGUCAGGAGGAACCAGAACUGUGCGGACAUCCUCAGACUGUUGUCCCUGGGUGACCGGCAGCUCAGUGCCUUUGACGUCAGCCUGCGCUUCACACAUCUCUUCUGGUGUGGAGACCUCAACUACAGACUAGAUCUGGACGUACAGGACAUUCUGAAACAUGUUUCCAAGCGGGAGUUUGAUGAGCUCAUGUGUGCUGACCAGCUGACACGAGAACGACACAAGAGGAAGGCCUUCCUCAAUUUCAAGGAAGAGAAGAUUGCGUUUCCGCCCACCUAUCGGUACGAGAGGGGGUCCAGGGAUAGUUACCUGUGGCAGAAGUACAAGACCUCUGGCGUGCGUGUCAAUGUGCCAUCAUGGUGUGACCGGAUUCUGUGGAAGUCUUACUCAGAGACACAUAUCACCUGCAACUCCUAUGGUUGUACAGAUGACAUCUUCACCAGCGACCACUCGCCUGUUUUUGCCACAUUCCAUGUAGGGGUGACAUCACAGUUCAUUUCCAAAACAGGUGAUUGUGACCCAAACUCUAGCAUGGAGAGGGCCUGGAUGGAGUUGGAAGGUGUUGAGGCCAUUGUGAAGACGGCCAGCAAAGCCAAGUUCUUCAUUGAGUUUCACUCAUCCUGUCUUGAAGAGAUCCGCCGUUCCGUAGAGAAUGACUCACAGAGCUGUGAUGUGCCUGGCUUCCUCAAACUGGGCUGGUCCCCCAAGCAGCUGCCCAAGCUUCUCCCGAUCCUCUCAGACAUGGAGUACCUUCAGGAUCAGCACCUCCUGCUGUCUGUCAAGUCAUGUGACGGAUUUGAGUCAUACGGUGAGUGCUGUGUGGCGCUGCGCUCCCUUAUCGGCGCGGCAGAGCAGUUUGAGACGUUUCUGACCCACCGGGGCGAGGAGAUGGGCUCCAUACGUGGGCGGGUCAGGGUCCACGUGCCCAAGGACCGGCGAGGAACACGGGAGAAGAUCUACGAAUGGUUCUGCUUUGAGAAGGAUGAGAAGGCUCUGGUGAGGGGAUGCUUGUCUCCUCCGUCCACUCAGGCACCUUUCAGCCGAUCCUCACCGCCUCCACCCAAGCCGGCCCCUAGCAGUUACACAAACCCUGCCUACUUCAUAUUUGAAGGUGUGUCUGUCCUGGGAAGAGUAGAGGAGUCUCCACCCCCUUGCAGGGACCCUCAGGUGGUCUGGGCCGGCGACUCCGCGCUGCAGUUACCCAAACUCUUCGGGGGGCGUGGCUGUGACAGGAAGUCCCCUCGCAGGUCUGACUUCACUGAAAUCGAGAUUCCAGGGAUCCUGCCCCACUAUCCUUCCACCAAUGACCAUCAUCCACCCCAGACCAACUCCUCCUAUCAGCUCUUCCCAUCAAAGGACCCAUCGCCAAUCCCCCCUGCCCCAAGCCCCACCUCUCACUAUCAUGAACAACCCAUACAACCACGACCAAGCAAAAAAAAUGUUGUCCAGGACUCCAUCCUGCCUGCCAAGAACCUGAGGAACAUGUACAUGAACCACUCCGCCAUCAUCAGAGAGACCCCCAGGAGAGAACAGCCUAGGGUGCACCAACAGGAACAAGCCAUCCCUGUACGGAGCAGCAAACUCCCAGCCUUCUACCCAUAUGUGUCCACCUGUGUACCCCACACCCAGGCCUCAGCUCCGUGGGUGGUGGAGCAGCCAGUUGGGCCCCUUGGGGACCACUCCCUCACAGCCCUGCAGAUAGCCAAGUCACUCAGCGAGGUAGACUUCUUCCCAGUGGACCUUGAAGCUCCAUCUACCCCAUGCCAGAGACCGGCCCAGAGGAAUGACCUGGCCAUGGCGGCAGAAAGAGGCUACUGCUGGGAGAAAGAGGUCCUAUAUGGAGCUCCAGAGACGGUGCGAGAACUACUCAGCACCCUGGGUCUACAGAAGUACACUCUGGGACUCAGCCUCAACGGCUGGGACGACCUGGACUACUUCAGUGGCAUCACAGAGGAGGACCUGCGUGCAGCCGGAGUGUCGAACCCGUCGCAUCGCCGGAGGAUCCUGGAGAACCUACCCAGGAUCUGGGAUUCACUAUAGACCUACUCACGUUGUUUGAGUUCUCAAACGGAACUUAAUGGACAUCGGUGACUGAUGCCUGCCCUAAUGGACUACUCGUCCUCUCUUCCACUCACGUCCGUUUAUAUACAGUAAAAAAUAGUUUCUGCAAAUGUUCUAUAACUACGAGCUGUAUGUGGGUCCGAUAUAACUUCGGAACCCAGAACCAUUUCCUGUCUGCGCUGGCCAUGUAUGUGUCAGUGACCCCCUGGCUGACCGUAGAGGCAAAUGUGUACUGGUCUCCCCUCCUGGACUCAGACACUGCGGUGGGGUGAUGGCCACGGUGAUAAGACCCCCGGCCAGACUGGCUCCGGUGGAACUCUCAUGUCAUCAUCACAGGACAUCCUCAGGGGAUUCUGGGACUUUUGGCAGAAUGUCAACAUAGUGAUCCUGUCUGCUCCUCUAUAAACCCAACAGCCUUUGUCCACUACAGUAGGUUAGUUUAAAGCCAGGAACAAGAUGAUAGUGUGGCUGUGAUUCUUUUCAAAUCAUUCUAAUCCAACUGCUACAACUAAUAAUAAUAAGGCUGUGGCUGCGGAGCUGACUUUUCCGGGACUCUGACUUUUUCCCGAGCGCAUGUGUUUCUUUACCUCUACGUUAGGCACAUAUUUUUCUGGUCUCCUUCCCUUCACAUUUCUUGCUGCCAGCGUUUUACUGGUGAAACGUCCAUGCAGCGUCUGCAUACCAACCAUUUGAUCUCAGAUCAGUUUCAUUGGGAUAUGCGCUUAGAUCCUGAGUUAUACUAUACAGUGUUGUUUCCAAGUAGCCUGCAGAGCCUACCUUUGUGUUUUGCCUAGCGGAAUGCGCUGUUGAGUUUUAGCCACAUGAGAGGAAAAUGUGGUGGUGUUUUUUGUCUUACAGUAAUGCAAUGCUAUUAUUUUAUUUUAUUUUAUGUAGAGUACUAUCCUCAUGUGAUCUUGCAGACAUUGAUUCAGCUUUCAUCUAAUGCACUGUAUUUGAUGACGUGAAUACGUAUAUUUAGUAUAGAUUUAUCUAAAAAGGAUAACUUUUUAAAAUAUUUCCCUAUUUAAUUAUUUUAAAUUAAAUUCACUGAGGGGAUGGUCCUCCCCUUCCUUCUCUGAGGAGCCUCCACUGGUUUUCACAUAUAGCUGGGUGUCAUCAGCAGGGGAAUAUCAUUGAUAUUAUCUGUAUGAGUGCUCACCUGAUGCUAACUCAUUACCCUGGUAGUUUACUACAGAUGGUAUUGGAUUAGAUUUUUUUUUUUAA
Salvelinus namaycush (lake trout) is the source of this 4935-nucleotide messenger RNA. RefSeq names its product phosphatidylinositol 3,4,5-trisphosphate 5-phosphatase 2B-like. The record is from RefSeq and is a predicted model, not a curated record. Gene Ontology annotation, biological process: phosphatidylinositol dephosphorylation. Lineage: Eukaryota; Metazoa; Chordata; Actinopteri; Salmoniformes; Salmonidae. Gene Ontology annotation, molecular function: protein binding; phosphatase activity. The transcript has 29 exons. Bases 1 to 3690 code for a protein of 1229 amino acids.